Messenger RNA from Nerophis ophidion (straightnose pipefish), 1840 nucleotides. RefSeq names its product oocyte zinc finger protein XlCOF6.1-like. The coding region runs from base 400 to 1692 and encodes 430 amino acids. NCBI's taxonomy places the organism in Eukaryota, Metazoa, Chordata, Actinopteri, Syngnathiformes, Syngnathidae. The transcript has 2 exons. Gene Ontology annotation, cellular component: nucleus. The record is from RefSeq and is a predicted model, not a curated record.
GGAAUGACUUUUAGGAUGUUUUUAUAUGAAUAAGGUGGAUUGGACGUUGGCCUGGGAAGACAUUCCCCUGAAGGUCUUCUUCAUGUGUCAGCUGGAAGUACCCUGACUGCUGUGAGGGGAAACUGAUGAGAUUACAUCGAUGAAGAACAUCUUCCUGGUGAGCAGGAGGUGGAACCACAGUCCUCCAACAUACACGAGGAAGAAAAGGUACCACAUUCCCAACACAUCAAAGAGGGAGUAGAGGAGCCACAGACCCAUAGUGUUAAACUGACCCUUCACAUUAAAGGGCAAGCGGAGGACCCACUGAUCUUACACAUCAAAAAUGAAGAGGAGGACCCACUGAUCCCUCACUUUAAGGAGCAAGAGAACCUGCUGACCCCUCACAUUAAAUAGGAAGAGAUGGACCCACAGACCCCCUACUUUAAAGAGGAAGAGGAGGACCAAGAGCCGCCGCACAUUAAAGAGGAAGAGGAGGAAGAGGGCAUCAGUCAGCCUAAAUGGUUGGAGGAGUUCCCAGUGACUGUGAAGAGUGAAGAUGAUGGGGUCAAAGGUGAAAGUGAGGAGAGGGGAGGGGGGGAGCCUCCAAGCAGCAGCUCAACACAACACAUGACAACAGAAGCUGAUGGAGACCACUGUGGAGGAUCACAAGCAGACAAGCUCUUAGCUCCACUAUCAGAUAGUGAGGACACAACGUCACACUCUCCUGACACUGAUGAUGAAGACUCUAAAGAUGAUAAGACAUGUCACACUGACAACACUCACUUCACAUCUUCUCACUCUCACAAAACCUUUAAAUACCAUAGUCUUCUGAAAACACACAUGAGAAGACACACCGGAGAAAAACCUUUUAUCUGUUCAAUAUGUGGCAAAGGUUUUGUAGAAAGUCACAAUUUGAAAGUACACAUGAGAACACACACCGGUGAAAAACCUUAUGUCUGUUCAAUCUGUGGUACAUGUUUUGUACAAAGAAUCAAUUUGAAAGUACACAUGAGAAGACACACUGGUGAAAAACCUUUUAUCUGUUCAACCUGUGGUAAAGGUUUUACAGAAAGUCCGAGUUUGAAAGUACACAUGAGAACACACACUGGUGAAAAACCUUUUUCUUGCUCAGAAUGUGGUAAAGAUUUUGUUCAAAGUAAACAUUUGAAAGUACACAUGAGAACACACACUGGUGAAAAACCUUUUUCUUGCUCAGAAUGUGGUAAAGGUUUUGUACAAAGUCCCCUUUUAAAAGUACACAUGAGAACACACACUGGUGAAAAACCUUUUGUCUGUUCAAUCUGUGGUAAAGAUUUUACAGAAAGUCGAUGGUUGAAAGUACACAUGAGAACACACACUGGUGAAAAACCCUUUUCCUGUUCAAUCUGUGGUAAAGGUUUUACACAAAGUCAUCAUUUGAAAGUGCACGUGAGAAGACACACUGGUGAAAAACCUUUUUCCUGUUCAAUCUGUGGUAAAGGUUUUACAGAAAACUGGUGUUUGAAAGUACACAAGAGAACACACACUGGUGAAAAUUCACAUUCCUGUUCAAUCUGCAACAGAAGCUUUUGUCAACAAUCAAAGCUUGUAGCACACAUGAGAAGACACCCAGGAGAGAAAGUGUUGAGUUGUGGUGUGUGUGGUGAAAGAUUGUCUUCUAAGUACCAGUGUAAGAAACACAAGUGUGCUGGUGAGAACAGCAGCAGCAAAUGAAACUGCAGGAUUUGAAAUAAACUGUCCAGACUUUCAUUUUGACUUUCUAACAACAUCAGCACAUAUAACAUGUGUGACAUUGUUGUUUGUCUAACAAUCUGUUUAAUAUGCGCCUACAUUGAUAGAUUAGACAGUUUGAAAAAUAAAG